AUGUCGGACGAUGAAUUUGGUCUUGGUUCCGAUGAUGACUUCGAGGCCGCUCUAGUACAUGCAUCCGACACAGCUAUUGCUGGUAAGCGAAAGCAGUCAAUCGACAUCGCCACUACAUCCUCCAAGAAGACCAAAAUAGAUUCACCCUCACUUGAGCUCGCCAGAAAAGUAUUGAAAGAACGGUUUGGGCUACCCAAUUUUCGGUUGAAACAGGAAGAGGCUGUCGCGAGGAUUCUCGAUGGCGGAAGUGCAGUUGUUGUCUUCCCAACAGGCGGCGGGAAGAGUCUCUGCUACCAAGUCCCUGCCGUCGCUUUCAAGGAGCAAGAUCGAGAAUCGUCCUCGCGCGCUGAAACGCACAGCGGUGUGACGCUCGUGAUAUCACCUCUCAUCGCAUUGAUGAAAGACCAGGUGGAUGCUCUGCUACGCCGAAAGAUUAGAGCUGCAGUACUCAACUCCUCCGUCGAUCGCGCUCAAUUCCUUGCAACCCAAGAUGACCUGCGUAACGGACGUCUCGAUCUCAUCUAUUGUGCGCCCGAGCGUUUGAACGCUGAGGGGUUCAUUCAAUCUCUGCAAGCCAUACCUGGUGGUAUUCGACUACUCGCGGUCGAUGAAGCUCACUGUAUCUCUGAGUGGGGUCACUCGUUCCGUCCCGAAUACCUCAAGAUUGCUCGUUUUGCGCAGGAAGCCAAAGUGGAAAGGGUGAUAUGCCUGACCGCCACUGCGACUCCUCGAGUUGUUGAAGAUAUUUGUGCUGCUUUCUCUAUCCCACAGGAAGGCGUUUUCAAGACUACCGUCUACCGACCAAACCUGCGACUGUUGGCAGAAUCGAGAACUAAAGAUGCGGACGAAGUUACAGUUCUCUGCAACUUCUUGCGCAAGAAUCCGGGGCCGACAAUUGUUUAUGUUACGCUUCAAAAGGGUGCCGAGGAACUAGCACUGUCGUUGAAAAGGAACGGAUUUGAUGCGAAACCGUAUCACGCUGGCAUGGACACCAAAGUGAAGGAGAAAACGCAGGAGCUCUUUUUGCCGAGCAAAAAGAUGAUUAUAGUCGCGACGAUUGCCUUUGGUAUGGGAAUUGAUAAACCGGACAUUCGAAAUAUUGUUCACUUCGAUGUGCCUCGGACGAUCGAGGAUUAUUGCCAACAAAUUGGUCGAGCUGGAAGGGAUGGACUGCCGAGCGUGUGCUUCUUUAAGCUGUCGACAAAAGACUUCUACCUACGCAAUGUGUUCACAUACGGCGACCGACCCUCACUCAACAAUCUCCGCAAGCUUUUGGGAGAAAUUUCCUCACCUGAGAGGCGUAAGCUUCAAGCUGGAGAUAGCUUCAAGGUAUCUUUCUAUGCCCAAGAGAAAGAUUUUGACAUACGAUCGACUACCCUGGGAAUUAUAUACGCACAGUUGGAACUUCAUUUCAAGCUUUUCCGUCGCGUAGGGUCAGAGUAUUCGGAGUACAAAUACUUUGCGAAGGAUCCAGGGGCCUUGACUCGUGACAGCACUCCAGAAUCCAAAGCAAUUCAGGCUUCUGCCAAAGGCACCCAGAAAUGGAAGACAGUUGAUCUCGAACAAAUUGUUGCAAGGCGAGGGUUCUCGCGGCCCGACCUCGUGCGAAAACUUGACACAUGGAAUGAGAAAGGCAUGGUCGAGGUGAAGAAGGCAGGCACGACAAAUGUCUUUCGCCUCGAGAAGCCACUCCCAUCGAACCAAAAGGAGAUUGAUGAAAUUGCUCAACACUUAGACCGCGCCAUGGAAAACAAGGAACUCCAAGAUCUCAAGCGAACGCAAGCUUUGAUCGACCUCAUCACUUCUAAAGAGUGUUUUGCUCACUCCAUAACUUCCUACUUCGGCGAAUCGAAUACCGCAACUUCAACUGGAACCCUCGAAGAAUGUGGCCAUUGUACAUGGUGCGAAACCCAUAAGCAAAUCACUCUCCCCGACGAACCUGCUCCGGUCCCGACCUCUUUCCAACUAAAGCAAGUCAUGGACGCUUGCCCUAUGCGCGACGACCCAAGGUUCCUCGCGAAGAUCGCUUUUGGAAUAAAGACUCCUUGGAUGAGGACGCUCGGGUUGCAGAAAAGUCCUGCUUUUGAAUCGAUGAUGGACUGUGAUUUCAUGGAGCUGGUGAGGGCUUUUGAAGCGGAAUGCAAGAAGGCCAACAAGUAA
This is a messenger RNA of Aaosphaeria arxii CBS 175.79, 2160 nucleotides long. Its product is annotated as ATP-dependent DNA helicase. Gene Ontology annotation, biological process: double-strand break repair via homologous recombination. The coding region runs from base 1 to 2160 and encodes 719 amino acids. The record is from RefSeq and is a predicted model, not a curated record. Lineage: Eukaryota; Fungi; Ascomycota; Dothideomycetes; Pleosporales. Gene Ontology annotation, cellular component: chromosome; nucleus; cytoplasm. Gene Ontology annotation, molecular function: nucleic acid binding; four-way junction helicase activity; ATP binding. The transcript is spliced from 2 exons.